This is a messenger RNA of Drepanopeziza brunnea f. sp. 'multigermtubi' MB_m1, 1815 nucleotides long. RefSeq lists its product as uncharacterized. The record is from RefSeq and is a predicted model, not a curated record. NCBI's taxonomy places the organism in Eukaryota, Fungi, Ascomycota, Leotiomycetes, Helotiales, Drepanopezizaceae. Gene Ontology annotation, molecular function: serine-type endopeptidase activity; tripeptidyl-peptidase activity. Gene Ontology annotation, biological process: proteolysis.
AUGCUUCUCCCUCGCUUCAUCCUGCCCUCGGCACUCCUCUCUCUGGCCUAUGCUACUCCAACACUCGUCGGGAACCAAGAUGCGUAUGGACACUACCAGGUUAUGGAGACAGUGGAGAUCCCAGACGGAUAUUCGUAUCAAGGGCCGGCCGAUCCAGACACGAUUCUCAACUUGCGUCUCAUUGUCAAGUCUGCAGGAGCAUCGCAGCUGUCCGAUAAGCUUGAUCAAAUCAGCAAUCCUACGCACGCAGAUUAUGGAAAGCAUCUGAGCCAAGAGCAGCUGGCUUCCAUCACCGAGCCUGAAGCUGGCACUGUUGAUCUGCUCACUUCGUGGCUCGCUGCUUUCUCUGGCGUCUCAGGAGUUAGCCACGCUCGCCAUGCUAGUGCAAUAUCGUUCAAGUCGACCGUUGCAGCGGCAAAUUUGAUGUUGGCUGCCAAUUUUGGCAUCUUCCAGGUCACCAACGGCGAUGACAGUAUCGUCCGCUCUCUGCAUUACUCUCUUCCCGAGUACCUAACCCAGCACGUCGGGUUGAUCCACCCCAUCACCUUCUUUCCCAAGCCCAGUGCCAUCAACGCCAGCCCAACUGCAAAGCGAGCCCCCGAGCUCGUCAACUCCUACCACGUCUCCCGUCGUGACGCAGACCCUGAGCUCUUGGCCGCAUGUACAUCCAUUUAUCCUAGUUGCAUAGCCAAAUUGUACAACAUCGAUUACACGCCUCCAGUAGACGAAAGACUUAGUGGUUCCAGUCUCGGCGUCGUAGGUUUCCUCGAGCAGACCAUUUUGCAAUCCGAUGUCACCGAUUUCGUCAGGAAAUACGGAAUUGCGGCCUCAACUCGUGCCAACCCGGGGAAUUUUACAGUGGAGCUGGUCAACGGCGGCACCAACAUUGCAGAGUUUCCUGGGGCCGAAGCAACACUGGAUAUGCAAUAUAGCAUGUCUUUCACCGGCAACCUUCCCGUAGUGUUCUACUCAGUUGGCGGCCGCGCCCCAACUCUCGAUGCCAACGGCGAUCUUCGCCCAGCCGGCACGGGUGUCAACGAGCCCUACCUCGAAUGGCUCGAGUACAUGCUCGCUAAGCCCGACGGUUCCAUUCCGCAAGUCCUCACUAUCUCCUACACCGAUACCGAGCAGGGUGUUCCUCGCUCCUACGCUACUCACGUCUGCGAUCUCUUUGGCCGUCUUGCCGCACGAGGCGUCUCUAUCAUUGACGCCUCCGGAGACGGCGGUAUCGCCGGCCAAGAAGACUUCGACUGCGUAACCAAUGACGCAGAGAAGAAACCGACGUUCCUGCCCACCUUUCCAGCCUCAUGCCCGUAUGUCACCGCCGUCGGCGCAACGUCCGGCAUCCCGGCAUACGGGUCCGCUUUCUCCUCGGGCGGCUUCUCAAAUUACUUCGAGGUCCCCGCCUACCAAAAGAAUGCCACUGCCUCCUACAUCUCGUACCUCGACGGGCAGUACGACGGCCUGUACAACGCGUCCGGGCGCGGUAUCCCGGACGUCGCUAUCUCCGGCUCGCGCUACCAGACCGAGAACAACAACGUGUCAUCGGGAUUCCAUCCAGGCACGAGCGGUGGCACAGCGGUGUUCGGGAGCAUGAUUGCGCUGGUCAACGACGCGAGGCUCCGAGCUGGCAAGCCGGUCCUGGGCUGGCUGAACCCGACGCUGUAUGCGGCGCAGACGAGUUCUGUGUGGAACGAUAUCCAGACCGGGAACAGCUAUGGGUGUGGCCUGGUGUUCAACGCGACGGAGGGCUGGGAUACGAUUACCGGGCUGGGGACUCCGGAUUUUGCGCGCUUGAUGAAAGUUUUGGGUUGA